Messenger RNA from Dromaius novaehollandiae (emu), 3458 nucleotides. It is a transcript of the gene STAT2, whose product is annotated as signal transducer and activator of transcription 2. The record is from RefSeq and is a predicted model, not a curated record. Gene Ontology annotation, molecular function: RNA polymerase II cis-regulatory region sequence-specific DNA binding; DNA-binding transcription factor activity, RNA polymerase II-specific. The coding region runs from base 174 to 3299 and encodes 1041 amino acids. Gene Ontology annotation, biological process: type I interferon-mediated signaling pathway; regulation of transcription by RNA polymerase II; defense response. Lineage: Eukaryota; Metazoa; Chordata; Aves; Casuariiformes; Dromaiidae. The transcript is spliced from 23 exons.
GCCAAUGGCCGCGCAGAGCGGCGAGGAGGCGUGGCCUCCGCCGCCUUCCCUCCCAUCCCGGCAGUGCGGGGAGCCGCCAAGGAAGCCGAGGACGGGGGCUGCCGGCGCCUGCACCGCGCCCGGGGCAUGGCCCGCGGCUGAGCCGCCUGCGGAGCGGCCCCACUCAGCCCAGCAUGGCCCAGUGGCAGGAGCUGCAGAGCCUGGCCAACGCCUCCCUGGAGCAAGUCCACCAGCUGUACAGCGGCGCGGCGCUGCCCAUGGAGGUGCGGCAGUGCCUGGCGGCCUGGAUCGAGGACCAGAACUGGCGCCAGGCGGCCGAGCCGCUCUCCUCCCACGCCCGGAUGCUCUUCCACUCCUUGCUGGCGCUGCUGGGGGACCGGCUGGGCAGCCCGGGGCUGGGCAACGAGGACUUCAUGCUCAAGCACAACCUGCGCAAGGCCAGGCGCGACCUCCAGGCCGCCUUCGAGGAGCACCCGGAGAGAUUUGCCAACCUGGUGGCCAACCUGCUGCAGGAGGAGCAGCGGAUCCUGCGCCUGGCGCACGCGGAGCAGCAGGGCCCCGUGUCUCCGCAGGGGGGGGCAGCCCCGGCGCCCAGCGCGCCCCCGCAGAGCGACCGGCAGCAGGAGAUCCAGCGCCGGCUGGCCGACUUCCAGGCGGCCCUGCAGGAUGCCGAACGCGCCUUCCGCCACCUGGAAGAUGAGCAGGACAUGUUUGACUUCUGCUACAAGGUGCACUAUCUCCCGGCAGGCGAGAACAGGACCAGCGAUCCCGAGUACACCAAGCAGGUCCAGGGCCUCCAGGCCAAGCUGCAGAAGCUGGACCGGAGCCGGAGGGACGUGCUGGCGCAGAUGCAGCAGCUGCUGGGGCGCAGCGAGACCCUGCGGGGCUUCCUGCAGCAGGAGCUGGGCGCCUGGCGGGAGCGGCAGCAGAUCGCCUGCCUGGGGGCCCCCGCCGACACCAGCCUGCUCCAGCUGGAGACCUGGUUCACGGCACUGGGUGAGGGGCUCUUCCAGCUGCUGCAGCUGCUGCGGGCGCUGGGGGACCUGCGGCACAAGGUGACCUACGAGAGGGACCCGCUGCAGGCAGAGCCGCCCCUCCUGGAGACGCGGCUGCGGGAGCUGCUCACCUGCCUGCUCCAGAGCGCCUUCGUGGUGGAGCUCCAGCCCAGCAUGCCCACCUCCGGCAAGCGCCCGCUGGUGCUGCGCACGGCCAACAAGUUCUCCGUCCGCGCCCGCCUCCUCGUCCGCCUGCACGACCGCAACCGCCGCAUGGAGGCCAAGAUCUACAUUGACAGGGACCCACCCAAGAUCCGAGGUUUCCGCAAGUUCAACAUCCUGACGUCGAGCAGCAAAACCCUCGUGGCGGGCGACAGCCCCCAGGACGGGCUGGUCUGCGACUUCCAGCACCUGACGCUGAAGGAGCAGAAAGUCGUCGGGUCGGGCAAGGGCAGCAAAGGCCCCAACGAGGGUCCCCUGGCCGUGACGGAGGAGCUGCAUCUCAUCACCUUCACACUGGCCUACGCCUACCAUGGGCUGGAGCUGGAGCUGGAGACCUCCACGCUGCCCGUCGUCAUCAUCUCCAACAACAACCAGCUCUCCAGCGCCUGGGCCUCCAUCCUCUGGUUCAACAUGCUCAGCACCGACCCCAAGAACCAGCAGUUCUUCGCGGCGCCGCCGCCGGCACCCUGGCCCCGGCUGGCCGAGGUGCUGAGCUGGCAGUUCGAGAGCGCGGCCGAGCGGGGCCUCAGCAAGGAGCACCUGCACAUGCUGGCCGAGAAGCUCUUCGGCUCGAAACCGUCCCCGGAGAGCACCCUGCCCUGGCCCAAGUUCUCCAAGGACAGCGCCUCCGGCUUCUCCUUCUGGGCCUGGCUGGACAGGAUCCUGGGGCUGCUCCAGGAGCACCUCAAGCAGCUCUGGAAGGACGGGCUCAUCUUGGGCUUCGUGAGCCGGAAGCAAGAGAAGAAGCUGCUGAAGGGGAAGCGGACAGGGACGUUUCUGAUCCGCUUCAGCGAGAGUGUCCUCGGCGGGGUCACCUGCACCUGGGUGGAGCAUCCCGAGAGCGGGCCCCCUGCUUUCCGGGCCGUGGUUCCCUACACCGCGUCUGAGCUGGCUUCCCUGGCGCUGCCCGACAUCAUCCGCGACUACCAGCUGCUGGCGGAGGAGAACAUCCCCGAGAACCCGCUCCAGUUCCUCUACCCGGACAGGGCCCGCGACGAGGCCUUCGGGCCCUACUACAGCCAGCGGCAAGCAGGGAGCCUGAUGGAGAAGAAGGAGUACCUGAACCAGCGCCUCAUCCGCGUGUCCUCCAGGCAGGCGAAUGAGUCGUGGCAGGCGGAGGAGGAGCUGGUGGCUGCCACGCAGGACCUGGAGACGCUGCAGCUGCAGCCCGGGGGCCCGGUGCCGCUGCAGGCAGCGCCCUGCAGCCCGGGGACGCGGCAGCUGGGGCCCUGCAGCCCGGGGACGCGGCAGCUGGGGCCUGGAGGCCUGGAGCCGCCGCUGGCGCUGCAGGUGGGAUCGAGGGUCCCGGAGCUGCUGCAGCCAGGGCCUGGGGCCGUGGAGCCGCAGCUGGUGCUGCAGCUGGUCCCCGAGGGCCAGGGGACGCUGCAGGUGGGUCCUGGGGCACUGGGGACGCUGCAGGUGAUACCCGCGGGCCUGGAGAUGCUGCAGCCAGUGCCGGGGGUCCAGGGGAUGCAGCAAGUGGGACCUGGGGACCAAGUGCCACUGCAGCCGGAGCCCGGGGCCGUGGAGCCGCAACUGGUGCUGCAGCUGGUCCCUGAGGACCAGGGGACGCUGCAGGUGGGACCCGGGAGCCUGGGGACGCUGCAGGUGAUGCCCAGGGGCCUGGAGAUGCUGCAGCCGGUGCCAGGGGUCCAGGGGAUGCAGCAAGUGGGACCAGGGGGCCAAGGGACACUGCAGCCAGGGCCUGGGACCUUGGAGCCCCCGCUGGCCUUGCCGCUGGUCCCCGAGGACCAGGGGCCGCUGCAGGUGGGACCCGAGGACUUCCAGCCGCUGGAGCCGGUGCUGCAGGAGUUCCUGCAGUCGCUGACAGAGGAGCUGGAGUCUGGCUCAGGGGCGCUGGAGUCGCUGGAGGCGGCGGAGCUGAUGCCCGGCAUGCUGGAGGCCGGGGACGGCAGGCUGGAGAGGCUCAGCCCCGGGCCGGCCCGCAGCACCGCGCUCCUGGACUGCCACGACCCCUUCCUGCCCCAGGCCGACGACGCGGCCCUGCCCACCGUGAACUCCCUCUUCGCUGGGACCGACGACUUCCCCCCGCUCCACAUCAACCCCCACGACUUCCAGUAAUCCCCCCCCCCCCCCCCGUGUAAAUAAACCUUUUCUGCUCCAGCUGCCCACAGCGUUUGGGGGAGGGCAGACGCAACCCCCCGUAUCCCCCAGCACAGACUUCCCCACCUCUGUGUCCAGACCUUUAUUAGAAAUCCAUAAAUACGUGAGAUAAAUAGG